Limulus polyphemus (Atlantic horseshoe crab) is the source of this 560-nucleotide messenger RNA. Its product is annotated as glutathione S-transferase 4-like. Bases 168 to 539 code for a protein of 123 amino acids. Gene Ontology annotation, biological process: glutathione metabolic process. Lineage: Eukaryota; Metazoa; Arthropoda; Merostomata; Xiphosura; Limulidae. The record is from RefSeq and is a predicted model, not a curated record. Gene Ontology annotation, molecular function: glutathione transferase activity. The transcript has 4 exons.
CAGCCUCAGUAAAAGUAUAUCACGUGACUGUCCAGAUUAUUGGACUCUAGAUUAACAAUUAUACAUACUAACUGUUCAGUGGACACCUGUUUCAUUACUCCAACAUCUGAGAGCAGUACAUACACAUCAUUUCGUGCCUGAUUCAGUAGUAACACAGACAGGUUAUCAUGCCUUACAAAAUCAUCGAUUACGACUUCACCACCGAAGCCGAUCUGGCUCGUUUGAUUCUUGAUUACAAAGGAAUUGAGUAUGAAUCUGUGAGAUUGAGCAAGGAAAACGCUGCUGAAGCAGAAGCAACUGCCCCAUUCGGAAAGUUACCAAUCCUAGAAGAAGAUGGAGAAGUUACCGUAGGAGGACCUGCAUUACCAUCAUACUUGGCAAUGAAACAUGACUUUGCAGGAUCGGACAUCAAACAAAAAGGCAAGUGUGCUACAAUCAUCGUUGGACUUCGAGAGAUGUUCGUUAAAUUUCGGCAGGAAGAUAUGAUGAAACUGACUCAGGAAGAGAAGGUGUGUUUGUUUUGUUUAAUUAUAAAAUAACUAGAAGGCAGUUUAUGCACU